Molecule: messenger RNA, 2942 nt
Organism: Phialemonium atrogriseum
Lineage: Eukaryota; Fungi; Ascomycota; Sordariomycetes; Cephalothecales; Cephalothecaceae
Product: alkaline phosphatase-like protein
Exons: 9
Coding region: 152-2740 (862 amino acids)
Biological process (GO): GPI anchor biosynthetic process
Cellular component (GO): endoplasmic reticulum membrane
Source: RefSeq, a predicted model, not a curated record
UAAGCAUCGAGCUUGUGCAGCUGCGAAACCAGGCUUGCUUGAAAUUGAAUGGGCAACCUCGUUGGCAGAUCAUGACUCUGAGAUCUUUCCGUACUUAAUCUCAUAAUCCCUCGUUUCAUUGCUGAUUUGCGUUCGGCUGCCACGCCCUGCCAUGAAGUCGCGUCACAAUGCGACGCUCUACUCCGUCUUGCUGCUUGUCGCGGCCAACUUGCUGAUACCCGUCUCUAUAUUGACCUUUGCGACGGGCUUCUUUCCCUAUAAACCAUUCAUUCCCGGAUUGGCUCAGUACAGCGAGGCCUCGGAAUAUGGAUCUCCGCCGCCGGCCCCUUUUGAUCGCCUCGUCUUCCUGGUCGUCGAUGCUUUGCGAAGUGACUUCGUCUAUCUUCCCAACAGCGGGUUUGAGUACACGCAGUCUUUGAUUCGCAGCGGCGCUGCCAUUCCGUUUACUGCCCAUGCGACGUCGCCGACUGUUACUAUGCCGAGACUCAAGGCCAUAACGACUGGCUCCAUUCCUUCCUUCCUAGACGUGAUUCUCAACCUCGACGAGGGGGAUGAGACCUCGACUCUUGCCUCGCAGGACACAUGGUUGGCACAGAUGAAGGCGAAAGGCACAGGCAAAUUGAUCAUGUACGGCGACGACACGUGGCUGAAGCUGUUCCCGGACACCUUUGAUCGGACAGAUGGGACAACCAGCUUCUUCGUUUCGGAUUUCACCGAAGUGGACAACAACGUGACGAGGCACAUUGCGGACGAGCUUAAAAAUGACGAUUGGAACACCAUGGUGCUCCAUUACUUGGGCCUCGACCAUAUUGGCCACAAGGGGGGGCCCAGAAGUCCCAAUAUGGUCCCCAAGCAGCGUGAGAUGGACGGGAUUGUUGAGCAGAUCUUCAGUGCAAUGAAGACAGAGGAACACCUCCAAUCAACCAUGCUCGUCCUAUGCGGAGAUCAUGGCAUGAACGAUGCUGGCAAUCAUGGCGCCUCGUCCCCUGGAGAGACAUCUGCCGCCCUUGUCUUCAUUUCGCCGAGACUGGAAGCCCUACCAGGCCAGCGUCAGGCUCCUGUACCGUUUAAAGACGACUUCCAGUAUUAUUCGACCGUCGAGCAGUCAGAUAUUGCACCAACCCUCGCCGCUUUGUUAGGGUUCCCGGUCCCGAAAAACAACCUUGGCACAUUUAUUGUAGACUUUCUCCCCUUCUGGACCAAAAAAACCGACAAGAUCCAAAUCCUCAUGCGAAAUGCCGAGCAGAUAUUGGAAAUUGUUACCGCAGCCUUUGGGUCAGACAUGUUCGAUCCCAGCCGUGGCAGUGAAGUCUGCACGGAAGAUGGGUCAAAGAUUGGGGAGCUAGCUUGCGAGUGGCAGGCGGUCGUGAAAUCAUCCAGAGAAGCUGGGCAGACGGAAGCGCUUGAUCUGCAAUGGGUGUCAAUGAUUUCUCACUGGCUACGGAAGACGCAACGUCUUAUGAGCAGCAUGGCGAGCAACUAUGAUAUGCGUAGGCUCUUCCUUGGCCAAGGAACCGCCGUCCUUGCAGUCAUAGCCUCGCUAUCUGCUGCGCGUCUCUCGCUCUCAGAAAGCAUCCACUCAACGUUGCCGUUUAUGUCAAUCACUCUGUCUUACGGUGUGAUGAUGUUCGCAAGCAGCUACGUGGAGGAAGAGCAUCAUUUCUGGUAUUGGUCUGUAUCCGCUUGGCUGGCUCUCCUGGGCUUGAAGGGCUUAAACGGAAGGGGCUCUCGAAAACGUCACCUUUUCUCACUCGUAUUUGCACUCAUCGCCACGAGGCUGGUCCGCGGCUGGAACCAGACUGGCCAGAAGUUUGCGGGAGAGCCGGACAUCGUCAAGACGUACAUCAACACCAAUCCUGCGCUCCUGUGGUGCCUCGUCAGCGCAGAAUACCUUUACAUAUACCGAGGGCUCUCCCAGGGGUUCGGUCGCUUGCUGACCCCAAUCAGUUUGGCUGGAACUACAGCAUUGGCCCUUGCAGCUUUCUCGUUCAAACUGGCUUUCACGAAUCAGGAUGCGCCAGAACUAGUCGUUGGUGCAGCGAAAAGCAUUGUGGACAUUCCGUCAGGAUUCUCACUUGUUGCCAGGGCACAGGCGGUGUUCAUCGGCCUCGGGGUGGCGACUGCCUGUGUCCUAUAUUUCAUCUUCUGGGGGAAACAAGCCUCGACCAGGGCUACUGCCCUCGAGACUCUUCAUUACCUCUACACCUUGUUGGCAGUAACACAGUCCAGAACCACCAAUAUACCACUGUUCCUCCUGUUCAAAGUUCAGCUCGGAUUCCUCAACGCACAGGACCUAAGCGUUGCCGAGCUGAGCACCUCGACCCUCCUCCUCUCAUUCAUGUCCUUCUUUGCCUUUGGCGGAUCGAACGCCAUCUCGUCCGUGGACCUGUCGAACGCGUACAACGGCGUGAACGGCUUCAACGCCAUCGUCGUCGGCAUCCUGACCUUUGUCAGCAACUGGGCCGCCCCGAUAUACUGGACAUUCGCCGCCAACACCAUGCUGCUUAAGAGACAGAGGGCAGGCGGCCGGCGUGUCUUCGUGCAGCAUGUCGCUGUGCUGACCGUGUUCACCACCUUCAGUGCUGCGUCCGUCAUGGCUGCUUGUACCGUCCUGAGGACGCACCUUUUCAUAUGGACCGUUUUUUCGCCAAAAUACCUGUAUUGCAUGGGUUGGAGCCUGGGUCAUCAUCUGCUCGUUCAUAUUGGGCUGGGCGGCCUUCUCUUUUGGUUGGGUCAAUAACCCCCCCCGUGCAUAGAAGGUGUGUUGACUAUAAUAGAACGGACAUUUGUGAUGCUUACGGAUGCCAAUGUAAUUGUUCAGGAAAGAAAUAGAUCGCCGGCUCAGUGUAUUAUAUAUCAGUCUCAGCCCCUACCGUAUUACACAUUGCUCUGGAUUGCAUGGCACUUAGAGCAUCAGUAAUAAAUAGAUACCACCCACUCAA